AUUUAUUUAUAGUCUCUUGUUUGGUUGAGCAUCAUCUUACAUUUGAAAGUGCACAGGACCUCGCUAUUUUGAUUCCUUGCACAGUGACCACGACAAGUAUUAUCACCCACACGGACCAGCCCUCGACUCACUAACGGAUUCUUGAACAUGUCCAUCUCUAAGGAAAAUCCAGAUUCUGACCUCUACGGAGACCUGUACGAUGACGAGUUCACUGUUCCACUGGAUGACGAGGCCUCCCCUACCACCGAGACUCCUCCGCAAGCAGACAAAAAUCCUGAACCUGUGAAGAUGGAGACUUCAACGUCGCCCACGUCAGCGUCCUCGCUACCUGCUAAACCUCAGUCAUCAAAAGGCGACUAUUCUUUGUCAUAUUCAGCCCAGGUGGCAAAGCAGUUCUCUGCGUAUCAACAGACACCGAGCCAGGAGCGUAUACAGAAACCACCUUUACCCCUUCCACCAAAUCCGAGCCCACAAGGUGGGCCUUCGGCAAUAGCAACACACGAGGGACCGACCGACAACCAUGCCGACAGGCCUAUCCGACCUUCAGAAAUGAAAGAUGAAGGCAAAAUGUUUAUUGGAGGCCUUAACUGGGACACUACAGACGAGGGUCUAAGGACGUAUUUUUCCCAAUUUGGCAAGGUGGAUGCUUGUACAAUUAUGCGCGACCCGGAUGGACGCUCAAGGGGCUUCGCUUUCUUGACCUUCGAUGAACCAGAAAGCGUGAAUGCUGUCACUGGAAGGGAGCAUAUAUUGGACGGAAAAGCUAUUGAUCCGAAACGCGCGAUUCCCCGAGAAGAACACCUGAGAAACACGCGGUACUUUGUCGGUGGUCUCGCCCCCACUACCAACGCAGACACAAUGCGCGAGUUUUUCUCGCGGUUCGGCAAGGUCGUCGAUGCGACAGUCAUGGUCGAUCGCGAGUCGGGCCGUUCCAAAGGCUUUGGCUUCGUCACUUUUGAGGACUCGAAUAACUCUGAUGAGUUCGUGGGGAAACUCGGGCUGAUGUUGGAUGAUAAGCAGAUCGAAGUGAAAGCUGCUCAACCACGAAGCCAGCGCGAUCAAGCGCGAAACAUGCAACAAGGCAACCGCGAGCCCUAUUUCAACGACUCCGAUUCACGCACGCCCAACACGUCCGCAAUGGCGUUUCCACAACAGGCUAACUCCGCAGCCACUAACAUGCUUUAUCAACGUGUGAUGAGUCAUAUGCCCAUGAUGGGAGCAGCGAACAUGAGCAUGAUGAAUCCCAUGAUGAUGGGCAUGGGCAUGGGCGGCAUGGGUGGCAUGAGCGGUAUGGGCGGCAUGAGUGGUAUGGGCGGUAUGGGUGGCAUGGGCGGCAUGGGGAUGAACAUGAUGGGCGGUUUAAGUCCAAUGGGUGGUAUGGGUAUGAACGCCAUGCGGAUGGGAAUGCCAGGGAUGAUGAUGAACGCUGCGGGCGCAGGUACGGGAAUGGGGAUGAACAAUAUGGGGAUGCGUAUGCGGCAGGGCAUGACUGGCGCUGUUACGCCGAACGCGAAUGCAGGGCGCAUGACAAUGAAUCAGGGACUGGGUCCAUCGAGAAUGUCGAGUCGUGGACAGCAUUCAUUCCAUCCAUAUGCACGAUAGUAUACGGAUGUUUUUAUUUGCUUUGCAUCUGCUGAUCUGUACCAUAUAUCACCACUAGUUAUUUAACCAUGCAUAAUGAGUGCAUGACGAACUUCUUGACGUCGAGUCCC
Suillus subalutaceus is the source of this 1712-nucleotide messenger RNA. RefSeq names its product hnRNP A1-gamma isoform. The record is from RefSeq and is a predicted model, not a curated record. NCBI's taxonomy places the organism in Eukaryota, Fungi, Basidiomycota, Agaricomycetes, Boletales, Suillaceae. Gene Ontology annotation, biological process: regulation of gene expression. The transcript has 7 exons. Bases 148 to 1602 code for a protein of 484 amino acids. Gene Ontology annotation, cellular component: nucleoplasm. Gene Ontology annotation, molecular function: RNA binding.